AUCUCUCCUGGACAAACACGUCAGACUGGUCUCAUUUUAACAGCCAAAAUGGAAGAUGGAGAAAACUCAGGUGGCACUUUUGAUGGUACAUACAAGAAACUGAUUAGUCAAGAUGAUUUAAACGCAGAUGAUUACCCUCUCUACUCAAACCAAGAGAAGCAACAAGUGUCCAUGUCCAUGGUGAGACCUGAAUCCAGUUUGAAUCAUUACAAAGUGCUCACAGCAAGCCUGGCCGUGCUCGCUGUCAUUCUACUAGCAGUUGAUAUUGGCCUGGGAGUCUAUUAUAGCAGACUUACUGAUGGGCAGCAUACAAUAACGGACAUCAGCAGUGAGGUGGCCAAGCUGCAGGCUACUUACAACACUGCAAUCCAACGCAGGGAUGAAGUCAAGAAACAGUUGGCAAGAGAGAUCAGUGAGCAGCAACUUACCAAGUGGGAGCUUGAACACCAAAAGAGAAGAAACAAAGACUACGAAAAGCAGACUGACAAAAUUCAAAUGGAAAUUGCAGCGUUGAAAUCCCACAUGCCAAUGAUUAAGGAGGGCUGCAGACACUGUCGACCAGGAUGGACUUUCAUUUACUCAGUGUGUUACUACUUUGCUUUAUCUGAUAGUCUUUUGCGCAGAUCAUGGCAGGAAGCCAGACAGUUCUGCACAAAGCAAGGAGGCGACUUGGCAGUGAUAGACAGCAGAGAGAAACAACUGGCAAUAAGUAACUUGAUAAAUAAUUAUCAAGACCCCUCGAGACCCAUAUUCCAAAGUGGCUUCUGGAUCGGACUGAGAGAUAUGGAGGAGGAGGGGACUUGGAAAUGGCUGGAUGGAACAAGACUGACUGAGGGGUACUGGAAUGAUGGCGAGCCCAACAAUCAGGGAAAUGAGGACUGUGCAGGUCUGUAUCCCAGAAGCAACCCCUUUAAGGCCUGGAAUGAUGCUCCAUGCAGUCAUGCACUGAAAUGGAUUUGUGAAAUGACACCAAGGUCACACCCUUCUGAUGCAAGGAUUUACUGAGAAUGGGGCAAAAAGCAAAGACCUACCAGUGACCAGGGACUCUGCAGCUUGUGGAUCAGAAGGGUCAAAGGAGAAUGGCCAGAAAAGUGCAAAUGAACAGACAUGACAUAAUGAGGCCAAUAACAUCCAAAUUCAACGCUGGUGUGCAGAAUUUUAUCUGAAAAUGCACCACACAGGACUGUCUCCAAUGGGAUACAACAACACACUCUGUUACUCUAUGUUAUAGGCUUACUUAAUAAACUGGCAAUUUACUGUAUACGUACCAUAAAUAAACACAAACCAAAAGUAA
Messenger RNA from Siniperca chuatsi (mandarin fish), 1294 nucleotides. Its product is annotated as CD209 antigen-like. The transcript has 7 exons. The record is from RefSeq and is a predicted model, not a curated record. Lineage: Eukaryota; Metazoa; Chordata; Actinopteri; Centrarchiformes; Sinipercidae. The coding region runs from base 49 to 1005 and encodes 318 amino acids.